Molecule: messenger RNA, 10975 nt
Organism: Antechinus flavipes (yellow-footed antechinus)
Lineage: Eukaryota; Metazoa; Chordata; Mammalia; Dasyuromorphia; Dasyuridae
Gene: MAP1A
Product: microtubule associated protein 1A
Exons: 7
Coding region: 24-8759 (2911 amino acids)
Biological process (GO): microtubule cytoskeleton organization; dendrite development; regulation of microtubule depolymerization
Cellular component (GO): cytosol; microtubule; dendrite
Molecular function (GO): actin binding; microtubule binding
Source: RefSeq, a predicted model, not a curated record
CUCGCGCGCCAGCCGAGGUUUCCAUGGAGACCGAGGCUGGGCCUGGGAGGCCUGCCGGCGUUGCCAUGGAGACAACUCCCGAGCUGGGGUUCUGCAGCCCCGGCGCGCGGUUGGUUCAGAGCCCCGGGGAGGUGCCGCGCGAGGCUGGGGUGGCGGCUGCACGCUGGGACCCGCGGAAGCACUCCUUACUCAUCGUGAUCGGAGACAUCGGCACCGAGAGCCAGCUUCGGGCCGUUCGGGUCCACCUGGAACAAGGAAUUCUUUCAUGGAACAUUGACUUAUCCCUCUGCAACCUGAAUCAGCAGCUGAGACUCUUCAUUACCCGGCACUUAGCUCACUUCUCCUCAGAGGUCAAAGGCCAGCGGACCCUCUGUCAUCAAAGUGAGACCCUCGAGACCGUCAUUCUAGUAAACCCCAAUGCAGGGAGCAUCAGCUCUGAGGUGUACUCCCUCCUUAGCAGCCCAUCGGCUCACAAGCUGCUGAUCUUGAGUGGACAGAGUUCAGAGCCUGGUGGAGAUCUCAUUCUACAGAGUGGCACCUACUCCUAUCAGAAUUUUGCCCAGGUCCUUCACAAUCCGGAGGUUGCACAACUGCUCAGCAACAGAGACCCCAGUGUUCAGGCCUCCCUCACUGUGUCGUGCUUGGGUGAGGGUGACUGGAGCCGCCUGGGCCAAUACAGCUCCCAGGAAACCUUGCACCUUCGGCUAAACCCGGAGCCCACAUUGCCCACCAUGGAUGGUGUGGCCGAGUUUGCAGAAUAUGUCUCUGAAACUGUGGAUGUGCCGUCUCCCUUCGACCUGCUGGAGCCCCCCACUUCUGGAGGCUUCCUCAAGCUUUCCAAGCCCUGCUGCUAUAUCUUCCCUGGCGGUCGUGGGGACUCCGCUCUCUUUGCUGUCAAUGGUUUCAACAUCCUCGUGGACGGUGGCUCUGACCGGAAGUCCUGCUUCUGGAAGCUGGUGAGACACCUAGACCGCAUUGACUCGGUCCUGCUCACUCACAUAGGCGCCGACAACCUGCCCGGCAUCAACGGGCUCCUGCAGCGCAAGGUGGCGGAGCAGGAGGAGGAGCAGAGCCAGGGUUCCAGCAGCUACAGCGACUGGGUCAAGAAUCUCAUCUCCCCGGAGCUCGGGGUGGUCUUCUUCAACGUCCCGGACAAGCUGCGCCUGCCCGACGCUGCCCGGAAAGCCAAGCGGAGCAUCGAGGAGGCCUGCUUGACCCUGCAGCACCUGAACCGUUUGGGCAUCCAGGCAGAGCCACUGUACCGAGUGGUCAGCAACACCAUCGAGCCGCUGACCCUGUUCCACAAAAUGGGUGUGGGCCGGCUGGACAUGUACGUGCUCAAUCCCGUCAAGGACAGUAAGGAAAUGCAAUUCCUCAUGCAAAAGUGGGCCGGCAACAGCAAGGCCAAAACAGGCAUCGUGCUGGCCAAUGGGAAGGAGGGGGAGAUUUCGGUGCCCUACCUCACCUCCAUCACAGCCCUGGUGGUCUGGCUCCCGGCCAGCCCCACGGAGAAGAUUGUGCGGGUGCUCUUCCCCGGGAACGCCCCCCAGAACAAGAUCUUGGAGGGGCUGGAGAAGCUUCGCCACUUGGACUUCCUGCGCUACCCUGUGGCCACCCAGAAAGACCUGGCCUCGGGGUCCAUACCCGCCAACCUGAAACCCAGUAAGAUCAAACAGCGGGCCGACAGCAAAGAGAGCCUCAAAGCCUCUGCCAAGCCCGCUGUGGGAAAGCUGGCCAAGCGCGAGGAGGUGCCUGAAGAAGGGGCGAAGGAGGCCCGCGCAGAGCUGGCCAAAGAGCUGGCCAAGAGCGAGAAGCGGGCCAAGGAGCCCCCGGAGAAACCUCCAGAGAAGGCGGCCAAGACCGACAGGGUUCGCACCGAGUCCAGUGAAGCGCUGAAAGCUGAGAAGAGGAAGUUGAUCAAAGAUAAGACUGGGAAGAAGCACCUGAAGGAGAAGGUGUCAAAACUGGAAGAGAAAAAGGACAAGGAGAAGAAAGAGAUUAAGAAGGAGAGGAAGGAGAUCAAGAAGGAGGAGGGGAAGAGAGAAGAGAAAAAGGAUGCUAAGAAGGAGGAUAAGAAGAAAGACGCUAAGCCAGAACCCAAGAAAUUUUCUAAGCCAGACCUGAAACCCUUUACUCCUGAGGUACGAAAGACCCUCUACAAAGCUAAGGUUCCAGGCAGGAUCAAGGCAGACAAAAGUCGAGGGGUCCGUGAAAAGGAGGCCUCCCUGGAACCCCGGACACCGCCAGCCCAGAAGGAGGUGGCAGCCCCGCCGGUAGUCGCCGCGCCCAGAGAGCUGGUCUUAUCCUCCCCCGAAGACCUCACCCGGGACUUUGAGGAGAUGAAGCGUGAAGAGACUGUUUUGCUGGAGCAAAAGGACAGUGACCUGGAGGUGAGGUCACACCCUCCUGAAACUAGGGAAGAAGGGCUGCCCAGCAUGGCGGGUCUGGAGGCUUCACCUUCUGGACUGGCCGUGGAUCAGGAUGAGGCUGUGAAGGGAGAGAAAGACAUUGCCCUGGACAUCCCUGGAGGGCCCACCUGCAAGGUCGGGAGCCCUGGUUCUGGGACCCAAAAAGAGGGGGCUGAAGAUGCUGGGGAGGUUCAGCGUGGGAAACAAAUGGAAGCUGAGAGGUUUCUAGAAGGAACAGAUGCCAGAGAGGAGAGCGAACCAGAAAUAAAGGAGGAUGUGAUUGAAAAAGCUGAGCUGGAAGAGAUGGAAGAAGUGCAUCCCUCAGAUGGAGAGGAGGAAGAGGAGGAGGAGGAGACAAAGGCUGAGGGUUUAUUCCAGAAGCACCAUCUGCAGGACUCCCUGAGGGUCACCUCCCAGGGCAGGGAGGCCCUCGGGGGUCGGGAACUGGGACCCCCGGGUAAGGCCCCUGAGAAGGAGACAUCAUCAUUCCUCAGCAGCCUGGCUACUCCUGCAGGAGCCACAGAGCACGUCUCGUACAUACAGGAUGAAACCAUCCCCGGCUACUCAGAAACAGAGCAGACCAUCUCAGACGAGGAGAUUCAUGAUGAGCCCGAGGAGCGCCCCGCCCCAUCCAGGUUCCCUGCAGGUACCUAUGACCUCUCAGGGCCUGACGCUCCCAGCUCCUUUGAGACCAGCCAGCCCAUGGAGAGCGCUGUCCCUUCCACCCCUGCUAAAGGCUUCGGGCCCCCAGACACAGAACUCCUCACUUACCCCCCCAACAUGGUGGCCGCCCCCUUGGCUGAAGAGGAGCACGUGUCCUCGGCCACGUCCAUCACUGAGUGUGACAAGCUGUCCUCCUUUGCCACGUCAGUGGCCGAGGACCAGUCGGUAGCCUCCCUCACGGCUCCCCAGACCGAAGAGACGGGCAAGAGCUCCUUGCUGCUGGACACGGUCACCAGCAUCCCUUCGUCUCGCACCGAAGCGACUCAGGGCCUGGACUACGUGCCGUCCGCAGGUACCAUCUCCCCCACCUCCUCCCUGGAGGAGGACAAAGGCUUCAAGUCUCCACCAUGUGAGGAUUUCGCGGCGCCCGGUGAGGCCGAGAGGAAGGGCGAGGCCCCGGGAAGAGGCCCGCUUGCAGAUGGAGAGGAGGCAGCCGGGGCCGCCGGCGUGGCGCUGUCAGAGAAGCUGCAGGAUCGCUACGGGCCCCCACUCUUCGACACGCCUGCGCCCACUCUCCCCUCGGGGGAGCCGAUCCUCGGGGAGCCGGAGGAGCGCUGCUUCAGUCCCGACGACAGCACCGUCAAGAUGGCAUCCCCGCCCCCGUCGGGCCCCCCCAGUGCCGCCCACACGCCAUUCCACCAGUCUCCCGUGGAGGAUAAGUCUGAACCUCAGGACUUCGAUGAGGCGGUGUCCUGGGGAGAGGCUGGACGUACACCAGGAGUUGGCAAGGAAGACAGCGCUAAGGAAAAGCCCAAAUCGGAAACGGUGGAAAGAGAACCAGAAAAGGAGAAAGCACACACCCCGCCCCCCAAGAGCCCUCCCACCCAGGGGGCAGCUGGGAGCAGAGUGCCAGAGCUGCCAGCACAGGACAAAGCUGCCGCGUCAGAAACUGUGGAGGUGCCAAAGAGCCCACGCUUGAUUCCUAGGACCGAGAGCCUUCCCGGAGGUCCGCAGACGUCACUCCAAGAGGCAGACGGGAUCCACGAGGAUGAGCCGCCCCACGUCUCUAGCCGAGUCCCCUCACCAGAAGACGCUGAGCCUCUCCCCAUAUCCAAGGCAGUUUCCCCAGGCUCUGCCAGCAAAGGACCUGCUUCCCCAUCUCCUCGAGGCUUGGUAGAACAUGGCCUGCCCAAGGACCACUGGCCAGAAGUCUCCCCCGAGGACACCAGGUCCCUUUCUCUCUCGGAGGAGAGUCCCAGCAAGGAGACCUCCCUAGACAUCUCCUCCAAGCAACUGUCACCAGACAGUCUGGGGACUCCCCAGCUUGGCGAUUUGGGCCACGAAAAGGAAGAGUCCGUCCCUGAAGCCCCGGCUGAGCAUGGUGCUCAUCGCUUGGCUCCUGCCUCUGACCACUCAGCCAUGGGGUUUUCUCUCACGGAAACCUCCCCCACCCACACGGCUCAGACCCACGUCACAGAUGACAGCCCCAUCAGAGAGAUACCUGACAGUCACUCCUCUCACACCGAGGUGCCCAGAGACUGGAAACUCUCUCCUGGAACGACCGCAGGCCCUGGGCAGGACACUAAGGUCCCAGACAGCUCUCUCACCAAAGGUCCCAAGCCCCCUGAGAGCCUGGUUGUGAAAGAUAGCCCCCCCGGGUGGGAGGGUGAGGCUCCAGGGCAGGACAUCAAGGCCCAGGAACAGAAGGAGAAAUCCCCAGAACCUGAGGAUGAGGCCCUGGAGAAGGAGACCUCUGAAAAGAACAAAUUAUUGGAAGAAAAGGACAAGGCUCUGGUAAAAAAGGGCAGAGACCUGGAGAAGGGCCAACCCCUAGAGGAGGAAAAGGCCCUGGAGAAGAGUGGAGAACUGCAGGAGUAUAAGGGUCAGGAGAAGGACAAAGUCGGAGCGGAGGCCCUGAAAGAGGACAGGGUCCAAGAAGAGGAGCAAAGAGCUUUAGAGGGAGACGGAGACUUAGAGCCCAAGAGCCCAAUGAGGGAGGAGAGAGCCCCAGCAGAAAAGGACAAGGUCCUAGGAGACAAAGACUUAAAAUCGACAGAGGUGGCCCCAAAGCAGGCAAAAACACAGGAAGGAAGCAGGGUCCUGGUAGAAGACGACCAGGCCCUGGAGGAGAAAGAGAAGACCAGGGUCUCCAUCUGGGAAUACAAGUCCCAAGAGCAGAAGGAGGAAUGCUGGACCAAACAGGAAGAGGAGAGCCGAGAAUGGCAGGGCACAGCCCCAGCCAGGGAGGCUGCAGUGGGAGAGCAAAAAGAGGCUGCUCCCAGGUGGGAAGACACGGCCCGAGAGCCUGACAGGUACUGGCAGGAACCCGAGGAUGAGGUGGCGGAACAGGAGACAUACUGGAAAGAACUGAGCUGCGAGAGAAAGGUCUGGUUUCCACAUGAACUGGACAGGACCCCGGGCCAAGGGGCCCGACCACGGUACAGCGAGGAACGGGAGAGCACCUUCCUCGAUGAGGGACCAGAUGAUCAAGAGGUGCUCCCCCUGGAUCAUACGCCCAGGAGCCCCUGGAUCCCAGAUUACAAAAGUUUCCAAGAGUCAUCACCACAGGGUGAGCUGGAGAUGGAGCGCUGGCUCUCAGAGUCCCCUACUGGGCUUCCACCAAAGGAAGACAGAGUAACUCGCUCCCCCUUUGAGAUCAUUUCCCCUCCAGCUUCCCCACCGGAGUUGGCUGGGCAGAUGGGUUGUUCAGUUCUGGAUCAUGCUGCUGUUCCUUCGGUCCUAGGUAAAGAGACCCCCGCUCCAGAACCCAAGCCCCUGCCGACUCCUCCGAAAGAGCCUGCUACACCCUCCUGGCUGGCUGAGAUCCCCCCCUGGGUCCCCAAGGACAGGCCACUCCCCCCAGCACCUCACUCCCCCGCUCCGGCACCCCCCACGCCCGCCCCAGAGCCACUUCCUCCUGCCCCUUUCUCUUGGGGUAUGGCCGAGUAUGACAGUGUGGUGGCUGCGGUGCAGGAGGGAGCGGCCGAGUUGGAAGGAGGGCCCUAUUCACCCCUAGGGAAAGACUACCGAAAGGCCGAAGGGGAGAGAGAGUGUGGAAGGGAGGAUGGGGUUUCCGACCCAGGCCCUGCGAGCUCGCAGGUCUCCGAGGCUGGGGAGCGCGCCGCAGCCAAGGAGCCUGAACAGGCGGAGCCCGAGCAGAGGGAGCCCACGCCGUAUCCAGAGGAGAGGAGCUUUCAGUAUGCAGACAUCUAUGAGCAGGUGCUUCUGUCUGGCUUCAGUUCAGCUUGUCCCACCAGGGAGCCCCCGCUGGGUGCCGCAGGGGACUGGCCCCCUCGAAUCUCAGCCAAGGAAGAGGCAGCUGGUCGGCACACCCCUGCAGAAAAGGAGCUGUCGUCUCCAGCCUCCCCUAAGGACCGCGGGGCAGACGCAGCCUUCCACUACGCCUCGUUUCCUGGGCAGGGCGCACUGAGGCAGGAAAUGGAGCCCAGUCCCAUCCCUCCAGCUGUGCCUCCCCGUUCUGCCGCUCCAAGCAAAGGCCACGGCUCCCCUCCUGACGGAAACCUCCUGAGCUGCAGACCAGAAGGGAUAACCCUGUGCCCCAAGGAGGCGAGUCGGGAGCAGGCAGAGUGCUGGGAUGAACAGGCCAGUGACUCUGAGCUGGAGAAGGGGGCUCGAGAGCCGUCCGAGAAGGAAGCCCGGCCCCUGAGCCCCCCCUCCCCUACUGCUGCUGAACCUUCUAUUCCCAAGGCAGGCCCGGAGGCCUCUUCCUCCGAUUCCCCCCCUGCCCCAGCUCGGCCUAGCCUGGACUUUCCCGCCUCAGCCUUUGGCUUCUCCUCAUUGCAGCCAUCUGCCCCCCAGCUGCCCUCCCCAGCAGAGCCUCGCUCUGCACCCUGUGGCUCCCUUGCCUUCUCUGGGGAUCGUGCAUUAGCUCUGACCCCAGGACCCCCAACGAGGGCCCGGCAUGAUGAGUACCUGGAGGUGACCAAGGCACCCAGCCUGGACUCCUCCCUCCCCCAGCUCCCAUCCCCUACCUCUCCCGGGGCUCCUCUCCUGUCCAAUUUGCCCCGGCCCGCCUCACCGGCCCUUUCGGAGGGCUCCUCGUCCGAGGCUACCACUCCUGUCAUCACCAGUGUGGCUGAGAGCUUCCCCCUAAGCUUGGCAGCUGGGGAGAUGGAACCGGGAGCAGAAGCAGCGGGCAGAAGCCUCUGGGACCUAACGGCCCUAAGCCCGGCCCCGCCAGCCACCCUGAGCCCUGCCCCUGCCCCUGCCCCUGCCCCCGGCCUGCCUGGGGACAUGGAUGACGGCACCCUGCCCUGCCGCCUGGAGUGCUCUGGAGCAGUCACCAAGGAGCUGGGAUCCUGCUCAAGCCCACCCAGGGACUGCGCAGCUAACGGCCCCACGGAGGCCAGCCCCAGCCCCCCGGGGCUCCCCACAGCCAAAGAAGUCCAGGAGAAAGCCGAGCUUCGCCCCGACUGGGAAUGUGGGGGCUGGCCCGCAGGAGCGGAGAAGUGCCCCCGGCCAGCCACGCUCUUAUCUCCAGAGCGGCCCUUGUGUCCGGGAGACUCCACCAGGAGCCGGCCUCGCAGCACCUCCCCUGAGCCGGAGUCUGGGCCCCAAGGAUGUGCUGCCGAGCCUUGGCCCCGCUGUGGAGAGCUGUCCCCAUCCUUUCUCAACCCUUCCCUGCCCAGGGCCGCCGUGGACGACAGCGAUCUUUCUACCGAAGAGGCACGGUUAGUUGGGCGAGGGGGACGGCGCAGGGCGGGGGGGCCAGGAGGCGCUGGGGGACCAGGCCCCGUGGCUGAUGAGACACCUCCCACUUCUGCUAGUGAUUCGGGCUCCUCACAAUCAGACUCAGAUGUCCCCCCAGAGACUGAGGAGUGUCCCUCCAUCACCGCGGAGGCAGCACUGGACUCAGACGAAGAUGGCGACUUCCUCCCCGUGGACAAAGCGGGGGGAGUCAGCGGGGCACACCAUCCCCGGCCUGUCCACGACCCACCCCCCGUUCCCCAGCCUGACCCCCGCCCACCCCCUCCACGCCCAGACGUGUGCAUGGCUGACCCCGAGGGGCUAAGUGCCGAGGCUGGGCGGGCUGAACGGCUUCGGGAGAAGGAGAAGGAGAAGGGGCGGAGUGGGCGAAGGGCCCUAGGCAGGGCCAAGCCAGCCUCCCCUGCCAGGCGUCUGGAUCUCCGAGGCAAACGCUCUCCCACUCCUGGGAAGGGCCCCAUCGAACGAACCUCCCGAGUCCCACCUCGGCCCCGAGCCUCCGCGGGCCAGAUGCCAUCUUCCGAAGAAAAGGAUGGACACAACAUUCUGAACAAGGGACUGGUCAAUGGCCUCAAGACUGGUUCAACUGCCGUGGGCCAGAAAGGUGGGUCGGGCCCUCCAGUGUAUGUGGACCUUGCUUACAUCCCUAAUCACUGCAGUGGCAAAACUGCUGAUCUCGACUUCUUCCGCCGUGUGCGGGCAGCUUACUAUGUGGUCAGUGGGAAUGACCCCGCCAAUGGAGAGCCAAGCAGGGCCGUCCUGGAUGCACUGCUGGAGGGCAAGGCACAGUGGGGAGAGAAUCUGCAGGUGACUCUGAUCCCUACCCAUGACACAGAAGUGACCCGUGAAUGGUACCAGCAGACACACGAGCAGCAGCAACAGCUGAAUGUCCUCGUCCUGGCCAGCAGCAGCACUGUGGUCAUGCAAGAUGAGUCCUUCCCGGCCUGCAAGAUCGAGUUCUGAAGGGACCACUUUCCCCUCCCUUUCAUACCCCUUUCCCCAGCUUUCCCAGAGAAUGGCUGAGGCUGAAUCCUUUGGGAGUGGGGGGGGCUAUGGAGGCUGAAUGGGGCAAAAUGCUUGGGUUCUAGGGGCUGUUGAGUGGGAGGCAUCAUUCCUCCCCCCUUAUUAUUCAAUGCCUCUUUCCCCUUUAUCCACAGACCUGAGAGAGGUCUCAGAACCAAAGCAUUUCCCCAGAACCAAAGGGAGCAGGGAGGUAGGGUAAGCUCAAAAUGGGGAUGGGGAAGGCCACUUGUUGCCCAGGGACCUUGAGUAACUCACUUUCUUCCAGAACUGUCAAAAGCUGGGGUUUAGGAGUGGGAAUACGUAUAGAACCCAGGAUUCUCAUGGAGAGCUCUGUCUUCUAGCAUGAAGAUCACUCCCCACUUCUUAGGGACCUCCUCAUCUCUAAAGUAUUUAUUUUUCAUCCCAGGAUUUCCAAUUAUAAUUUAUUAUACGACCUGGGGACAUGAUACUGUCAAUUAAAUGCCCAGAGCUACAACCCUGUCUUCUAUACCCCGAUUCUGGCAGAAGUUGGGGUUAUCUUGCUGCUACCCUGCCCCUAGGAUUUCUUCACAUCUGAAUGUCUCAAUCCAAAACUUGAAGCUCUUUUGACCAGUGGGCCAAACUGGGGAAGAGGGGAUGUUCUACUUUCCCCUAUCAGCCUCUGCCCCUCAUCGGUAGGCAGCAAAGGCAGGGAUCUUGCCUCUAAUCCUAUUCAUAUGCCAAGGGCCUAAUUCCCAGGCCAGGCCUGUUGGGCAGCAGAGGGGAUGAGGGAGGAACCAGACCAGCCCAAUCUCAGAGCUUUCCUGAGCCCCCCGGACUCCAUGGCAUAUUCCCUCCCAUGCUACUGCACAAACCUUUCCUGCUUGGCUUCUAUGCAUGUGGCCAUCUAUGCUGGCCUGGUGUGUAAUGGGUGAAAAUACGCCACUGCCUGAACCUUAACAUUUAACACCCCACCAUUGUGCAAUACCCCCCACAUUUCCAAUACCCUACUGCCCUCCUGUAGCUGAGAUGGGGAUACCUACUUCCUCCCUAGCCCAGAGUUCUCAGAAAUUAAAGCUGGGAGGUGGAAGUCACAGCAGAGGAAGAGUGGGGUGGGAGAAGUGGGGAAUACAGUGGAGGAGGUGAAGCUAAACUACAGCUCAUCAUUGUAGGAUCAAAAAAGACUGAACAUGGCACCUUAGAAAAAGGGACUUCCCCUCCUCCCCCAGAAAGUCCAUGUGUUCCCCUGCUUGUCUGCUGCCAGAUUGUGAGGCCGAGACCCUGACACAGUUGGUUGAAUGGGUUCAGCUCCUAUCCUGAAGGGAAGAAACCAAAAUAAGUUAUUUUCCUUGCUCCUUCCCCUUGCUGCUCUGCUCUUCAUCCCUGCCCAACCUUCCUUCUGGCUCCUCACACACUCAUCUUCCCACUGUUGUAAAGGAGCCACCCCGAACAUUAACAAUAAACCAACUUUAUGGCAGUUACCCCCUGGGCUGACCAAGCUCUUGUUGACUUCACAUACUACUUGGUCUUUGGACCAGUUUCUCCCUCUCUACUCCUCCCUCCUUGCCCCUACUCCCAUGGGAGAUUUCAUGAUUCACUAUAGAUUCAAAGGAGGAUGACCAGAAGCCUCCAAAAGAUCAUGUAUGUGUCAGGGGAGGGAUGGGAUGUCCUUAUGCCCCACUGUGCUGGUUUCAGAGACCAGGGAGAAAAGCUUAAGCACAGAAAACAAGAGUUUAUAGGAGGGAAAAAUAGUCAAUGACAACUUGAAGAGAAUUCCUAAGAAAGGGAUUUAAGAGUAAGGAAACAGGGACUGAUGUUAAAAGUGAACUAGAAUUAAAGACUAGUUGUAGGGUCCCUCCCUAUCUUCAAAAUCCAGAAUCUCCUAGGAAUCAGAUCCCAGGGUGAAAAUUCACACCUACAAAACAGACUACAGUUCAGUGAGGAGCUGAGUAGGGUCCCCAGUGAAGCUGUGAUUAUAUGGGCCUAUUAUAGUAAGUGGUAAGACUGCAACAAGUAGGGAGAAGCUGCGGCUAUAGGAACUCUCACUAUCUUGGGAAUAGUUUCUACACUUGGAUUGAAAGAGGUGGCAAAACGGGCAGAGUCUCUUCUCAAAAUAUUUCUUAGAGAAUGACAACCAAGUUCAGGGGUAAUGAUCCAGAGUAGGGCGAUUCCACAAAUCUAAUAAACUGUGUAAAAGA